This is a messenger RNA of Acipenser ruthenus (sterlet), 7281 nucleotides long. Its product is annotated as spermatogenesis-associated protein 13-like. Lineage: Eukaryota; Metazoa; Chordata; Actinopteri; Acipenseriformes; Acipenseridae. The transcript is spliced from 13 exons. The record is from RefSeq and is a predicted model, not a curated record. The coding region runs from base 471 to 4550 and encodes 1359 amino acids. Gene Ontology annotation, molecular function: protein binding; guanyl-nucleotide exchange factor activity.
CCCCUGUUUCUACCCCUGUUUCUACCCAAUUUCACAAGACAGAGAGGUUAGGGCGGGACUAAAACAUGCAUUGUGUUAAAGACUGAAUACAAGAAUUCCCUGCCCCCCGCUGCUUUAUCAUCUAAACAAAAAAACUAAACAAAAAAAGCAAACUUCUAAACUGUGUUCAGAGUGCAGCAGAUUCCCUGAGCCUGUGACAGACAGCCUCUUUAGAAUGUGAGUCCCACCACAGACUGGUCAAACCUGCUAAUCUGAUUAGUCCUGUCAGCAGAGCAGCUCGCUGUGAUGGGAGGACCGGGAGAGAUGUGGUGCUGCUGGGUCUCGUGCUCCGUCCUGCUUUCCCGUUCAGUCGCAGGUGUGCUUAGCCAGCAUGUGCAGAAUCAGAGCGUCCUGUCUCAAGGGGAAGGGACGGAUGGGGACAGUGCUCGCUAUGUGUCAGUGUCUGUAGACCAGCCCUUCAACCUGCUUUGAUGUGGAGGGCUGCUAGGUGCCCCAAACCCGAAGCCAUGCUGCAAGUAACAUUCAACGUACUGACGGAGAAACUUACCUUCACCCUGGCGACAUGCCCCACAGUCACGUGGACGGCAGUGCAAUCCACUGAAGACCUGACUCCGUACAGCGCAUGUGAGACGGAGAGGAGAGGAGGUGCCGUCGAGGAAUUGCAUGAGCCCGGCUCCACAGUCGAGGACAGCAGCCCAGAUCCAGCCAAGGAAACAGUCUGCCUGCACUCCAGUAGCAAUGGGACCAGCAUGACAUCCUUUCCACACGGCUGCUCCAACGGCAGCGCAGAGACUGCUGUGGCCACGGAGGACGUUAAACCGAGAACUCUGAAUGAGCUGAACUCUGAGAACGGCAUGGUGGACAGUGUCCACUGCAGCGAGCUGGAUGGACAGGAGGACAAGCUGAGCCCUUCCAAGAUCAUGCGCUUCUUCUCCACCCCUCGGAAAAGGAGCAGCUCCAGCGCUGAGAGGCCCCGUUCCGUGAUCAUGCCGGGCAGCUCUCCCACCUGGAACGCGCUGUCCUCCCUGAGGAAAAUGGGCUCUUUCAAGAAGCUCAAGUCUUCUGUCUUCCAAGGCAUUCAAGCCCGGGAAACCCCAGAGCUGGUGAAUGAGGAGGGCCUGGGAAACGGCCUCAGCAAGCGGGUGCCGAACAGGGUUUGCGUCCAGGGGCAGAACAACCGCUUCUCGCACUCCAGUGCCCUGCAGGACUUCAAGGGCUCAGGGGACGGGCUGACGUCAGACGGGUCGGACGUGGAGGAGCGGGACGACUCGUUCCAGAGGAACACGCAUCGCUCUCGGAGCAUUCGCCGGGCCUAUGGGGUGGGGCGCAUCAACCUGCUGGACAGCGGCAAAGGGGAGGACCGCUCGAACUGCCCCAGACCCCUCUCCCCAGUCAUACAGGAGCCACGGGGCUGCCCUCACUCCGAUAUGGACAGCGGCAAGGUUGUGUACCGACGGAGCAAAAGCAUCGACAACCUCAACUUCCUGAAGAAGAGCUCCUUCAAGAGGAAGUCCACCUCCAACCUGGCCGACCCCAAGCCGGCGAACGAGAGCCAGAGGAUCGGGAGGGCUGUCAGCACGUCUUCCAUGGACCCGGAUAAGAUCCCCGGUGUGGAGAGGAGGUCUAAGCGCUGGAAAAGCCCCAUCAGAGCCAAAGAUUUUGACCGGGUGCUCAAGCUGGUCAGCGGCGUGACGGACGCGGCCAGGAGGAAGGAAAGCCCCCCGCCUCCGAGUGAGCCGGCCAGCAGGGCCAGGCCCAACAGCAGGCUGCACGACGACUAUUCCAGGAGAGUUUCCAGCUCCUCUGAGAACGAACGACGACGCGGCCUUUCCCCAGCCAGGACUCCGCUGAAGCCUCCUGCUCGUGCAGAACCCCAUAUACUCUCAGACACUGUCGACGCACAGAGCCCUCCUCUGGUCCAGGAUGCUAAAAGCAACAAGGCUCCCUCCUGCCUGAGUCCAGACAUCACCAGCCCACUCAGCCCACUCAGCCCCUCCAGCACUAACAACGAGGUCUUCUAUUCAGACUGCGAACCAGAAAGUGCCUCUCAGUUUGUCUUUGAUUCCGAGCUGCCCAGUACCCCAGUGAGGCCCACGGCUCCUAAACCUCGGAGCCCUAGCACUGAAAAGCUGAAGGGCAACACCCCCUUUCACUGUCCCAACCGGCACAGCACGCUGUCUCUGAGCUCCAUGGACAGCGACGGCCGGAGCGAGGGCCAGGCUCCCAGAGCAGGGAAGAGCCCUGUGUGUUUCCAGGAAUUAGUCCAGACGGUUUAUUAUGACGAGGCCAACGAGGACAGCGGGAUCAGCAGCCACUCGCAGCAGAGCCUGAACGCUGCCCCAGAGGUGGAGGAGAAGAGAGAGGAGGUUUGCACGGAGGAGCAGUGGAGAGGGUCUCAGGCCCCCGAGGAAGAGAAACCGGACUCGCACAAGCUGGCCCCCCGAAGAGGGAGCGCAGGCAAAGGCAGGAGCCGGCAGCGGCCUCUGUCGGACUAUGGCCAGCUGGCCAACAGGAAGUUCUCCAUCCCGGAGCACAGUGUAGCGGUGGAGUCCCAAGACAUGGAGUGCACAGAGGGAGAGGAGCAAACUGCCCCGUCCCACCACCACCGGGCAACCACCGCCGGGGGCCAGCACAGGAGCAGAAAACACAGACCCACCUCCGUCAUCGGAGUCAGCUUCUACCCCAGCCCCGAGGCAGAGGAGAUCGAGGACCUCCUCCUCGCACAACCUCUCCCUCGGCCUCCGGUUCCUUCACACCAGGUGCCACCUUACAAAGCGGUCUCUGCCAGAUUCCGACCUUUCACCUUCUCCCAGAGCACUCCAAUUGGGCUGGAUCGAGUGGGCCGCAGGAGGCAAAUGAGAGCCUCGAACAUCGCUGCUGAUGGAGGCUCCGAGUCCUCGGCUCUAGUGGAUGACAAUGGGAGCGAGGAGGACUACAGCUUCGAAGAGCUCUGUCAGGCCAACCCCAGGUACCUGCAGCCAGGAGGGGAGCAGCUGGCUAUCAACGAGCUGAUCGGCGAUGGCAGCACAGUGUAUGCAGAGGCGCUGUGGGAUCACGUCACCAUGGACGAUCAGGAGCUAACGUUCAAAGCUGGAGAUGUCAUUCGGGUCCUCGAUGCCUCCAACAAGGACUGGUGGUGGGGGAUGAUAGAGGACACGGAGGCCUGGUUCCCUGCAAGCUUUGUCAGACUGCGUGUGAACCAGGAGGAUUGCGUGGCGGGAAGCGUGGAGAGCACCCAGGAUGAGGAACAGGACCCCUCCUCCAGCAAACCCCGGCACAAGAGCUCCGAGAACAAAGACCAGAUGAGGACCAACGUCAUCAAAGAGAUCAUGAACACGGAGAGGGUCUACAUCAAACACCUGAGGGACAUCUGCGAGGGCUAUAUCAGGCAGUGCAAGAAACACACUGGCAUGUUCACCGAAGCUCAGCUCGGCACCAUUUUCGGCAACAUCGAAGAAAUCUACAAAUUCCAAAGGAAGUUCCUGAAGGACCUCGAGAAGCAAUACAACAAAGAAGAAGCGCACCUGAGUGAGAUCGGCUCCUGCUUCCUCCAGCACCAGGAAGGCUUUGCCAUCUACUCGGAGUACUGUAACAAUCACCCCAGUGCCUGCGCCGAGCUCUCCAGGCUGAUGAAGCACAGCCGCUACCGGCACUUCUUUGAGGCAUGUCGCCUGCUUCAGCAGAUGAUCGACAUCGCCAUCGACGGCUUCCUGCUCACCCCCGUCCAGAAGAUCUGCAAAUACCCCCUGCAGCUGGCAGAGCUACUGAAAUACACCACUGCGGAGCACAGUGACUAUGAGAACAUCAUGGCAGCCUACGAGGCGAUGAAGAACGUCGCCUGCCUUAUUAACGAGAGGAAGAGGCGUCUGGAAAGCAUAGAUAAGAUUGCACACUGGCAGGUCUCCAUCGUGGGCUGGGAGGGUGAUGAUGUUUUGGGCCGAAGUUCUGAACUGAUCCAUUCCGGAGAGCUCAUCAGAACCUCGAAGCAAGGCAAGACACAGCAGAGGACCUUCUUUCUGUUUGACCACCAGCUGAUCUACUGCAAGAAAGACAUCCUGAGACGAGACAUGCUCUACUACAAGGGACGUGUGGACAUGGACCAGAUGGAGGCUGUGGACGCCGAAGACGGCAAGGACAAAGACUUCAACAUCAACGUGAAGAACGCCUUCAAGCUCCGGAGCAGGGCCACGGAGGAAGUGAGCCUGUUCUGCGCCAGGAAGCCAGAGGAGAAGCAGAGGUGGCUGCAGGCCUGUCGAGACGAGAGGAAGAGGGUUCAGGAGGAUGAGGAAAUGGGAAUGGAAAUAUCAGAGACCCGGAAGAAGCAAGCCAUUGUGAAUGCCAGACAGUCUAGACGAGGAAAGAUGAAAGGUAUGAGUUACAGUGGCUGCCCGGUGCCCCCCCCGCACCAGUCCCUGCACCCCCUCCACCAGCGCCACGUCACCGUGCCGACCAGCCUCCCCCAGCAGCAGGUCUUCUCCCUGGCCGAGCCCAAGCGCAAGCACGGUCCCUUCUGGCAGACCAUCACCAAGCUCACUCCUUUCAAGAAGUGAGGAGGAGGAGGAGUCGGGGACGGGACACCCACCUGGGGCGGGGCUCUUUCCACGUGACGGCAGGGUCCAGCAUCAGCCUGUGGGACUCCACCCCCGGCUCCCUCACAGAUGCGAAGGACAAAGCGUUCCGCUCAGAUAGCUGUUGAUUUGAAGCCAGGAGCAGAACUCCAAUAUAAAGCUUUAGAAAAGCAGUGGUUCUCGGAAGUAAACUUUCACUCGUGUACUAUUAAAGUUUGCUAAUGAUGAGGAAUGUAAAUAUAUAUGUAUAUAUGUAAUAUACAGAUGACUGUAUAUACGCUGUGCUGAGCAGAGCUGACACGUGUCUUAUAUUUACGACCGCCUUAUCUUCCUUUAAAGGCUGGCUCCUUUUUAGAGCUCUUUAAUAGAAUCCAGCCCGUUUCAUCCUGUCCCGAAGUUCAAACGAGAAGCACAGUUCAGAGGACUGCAAGCAUGUAUAGACGUUCCUGUAAGCACAGAUUCAUGAUGUUUUCACAGGAGACAUUCCCAUGUGGUACAAUGGGGCCAAACCUACCCCCCCCCAAUCACUCUCGCACACAUUAAUAUGUACAGGGGGUGUGAUGACAGGACGUGCUGGAAGGGGCAUUUGACUGAGGAUUCAGAAUUGAGUUCUGGACUGCAAAACAGCAUUUUAAUUUUACCCAUAAUGUUGUUGUUUUUUUUUUUGUAAUAACAAAGCCUUACUGUUUUUUUGUUUUUGUAAUCUGUAUUAAAUGCAGCAUUUCUUUUGAUGUAUAACUUGUGGCAUUUAUCUGAGCCUGGUGUAGUGAGGCGAAUGAAGAAAGCAUCCCGCUAGGCAGACUGACGACGGCCUGUACAAACCACUGUUGAACAGCAACCCUACUGACAAGCAGAUGGGAGGCCCAUCGCUCCUUCUUACUUUAACUCUUUUACUUUCUCCUCACAGUUUUGUGAAUAUAAAAAGGGACGUUUUAAAGCUUUAAAGGUUAAAACAAGUGCUUAUGUACCCUUUUCCAGAAAGCCUGCAGUCUCAGGUUGAGUAGCUGCUUACUCAGUGUCACUGUUGACGACCACAUCUUUGUGAUGCAGCUCUGUACUAUGAUCAGCAGAACUGGGCCUUCUCUAGUAGGUUUUUUUACUACCUCUGUGAAUAAUCUAGUUUAUGCAGCGUAUACUGUAUUCUCAAGAUGAAAUCUUUUUUUUUUUUUUUUUAAAGUCGGCAGAAUUAUUGUGCAUCGAUUGGAGUCGAAUACUCUCAAACAAAUGUCAGAACCACGUACCGAAUUGCCUUGGGUCUGUUGGUAGCUGCGUUUUAUAGUUGGAGCUGUUUUUAAAUAUUGUUUUUAAAUAUUAACUACACUGUAUGAGUCUGUAACAGUAUAGGGGACCUGUACUCUGUACUUUUAUCAGAUACAAACAUGGUAUAAUUUAUUUAUUUGAGCGUUUUGAAGACUGAAGUGAUUCCUCAGCAGUAGAUGAAGCCCCUGCUCAGGCUGAUGGUCUGGUGUAGCCUUGCCUUGCCUUUGCUGAUUAACUCAGGCUCUGCUCAGAAACACAGUGGCUGUGUUACAAAGUGCUUCACUGUGUGCUCCUGGCUCUUUUAAAAGGCUGUGCAUUGUUCUGUUUUCUUACAGUGCCUAGCCCUGCAUUGCAGAGGCCUCAUAGGGUUGAAAUGUCACUGCAGAUAUUAUUGCUCUGAUAUUGUUGUAGGAAAUGUAGCCUGUUGCUCAAGUUGAGGAUCUCAUCAUAACAAGAACAAGGUGCUAAUGAAGCCGCUGCAUUCUUUAUUUUUUUUGAGUAUUGUGAAUAUUUGAUUAAUAUUCCAUCUGCAGAACGGUGUGGUUAGCAUUUUAAUUGUUAUUGUUUUUAACAGUUGCUGGUCAUAUCCCCUGCUUGGAUUUUAAGGCCACCUCUUAUGGUUUUCUGUAUGGUUUAGUAAAUGCUGCUUCCUCAGUCCUGUUACAGAUGCUAGUUAAUGUGUUAAUAGUGUUAUAUGUAAUACCUCACUAUCUGCGCUAAACGAGACCCAAUCCCAUCUUCUAAAGCUACCCACAUUGAAGUGAACACGCUGUUAUAUUUGUAUUUGUUUUGUUCCUUGCCUGUGUGCUUGCGCAGUAUGCUGUGAGUUCAUUUUGAUCUGACAUGGAGUCAGUGCUGUGUGUUAAACUAUAGAGCUGGUUCAGCCAAAAUGGCAGACACAGGGAUGCAGCUUCUUGCAUGGCACAGUGACUCCUAGUGGUUUAAGAGAAUGCUUUGCAAGCUGUGCUGUGUAUGGCUAGUCAUGAACAAGUUUUGCAAGCCAAAGGGCAGUUGCCAUGGAAACUCCUUUACUGCCACGACCCUUCUAUUUAGCUUUGUCUGGCUUCCAGUUUAAAAGUACAUCUUGAAUAUUAUAUAGUAUAUCUAUACAUAUAUAAAAUUGUUGUGUAAAUAUUAUGAAUUUAUAUGUCGUUUUUUGAUAUAUUUUGUCAUGGCCGGAUUAUCUUUUUUUUGUGUGUGUGUGUUUUUGUGACAGACUGACGUACGUGCAGAUGCAUUUUUACAGUCUUGUAUGUGUUGCUAAGCAUGCACGAGUGGCUGAAAUGAUAAAGGAAGAGGCUUCAGGGCCCUGUGAGUGGACUGGCCACAGCUGAAGCAUGUGUUGGACAGUUAUUGUGACUCUGUGUCUAUUUGUGUAGACCAGCCUGUUUCCUGGCAACGGAAUCAAAAUAAUCUAUUUUGUUGAAAUAAAUACCAUCCUUAUUCAACUCAA